CGCGGGCACGCGGCUGAGCCGGGAACGGGCCGUCGUCCCAUGGAGAGGCGCUACCGUGCAGCGCGAAUCUCUCGAUUACCAGACUGACCUCCAAUCUGUGACACCUGAGAGCAUCAAGAAGAUAACUGGUCUAUUUCCGCGCAGCUUCUGCGAAAUUCCGACGAAAACGGUGCAGUCGUUAUCUGUGUUGGAGGGCAAGGUGCGUCAGGCUUAUGCACGCGCGGGGCACGAGAGUGAGAUGGGCACAGAGAAGGAGCUUAAGGAAGUGGUGCGGGCGCUGGCAUGCGCGAAAUUGUGCGCGCACGAUGAUGGCGUGCAUCAUUUCGGCAGUUUUUACAACC
Molecule: messenger RNA, 341 nt
Organism: Amoebophrya sp. A25
Lineage: Eukaryota; Dinophyceae; Syndiniales; Amoebophryaceae
Source: the annotation of a GenBank genome assembly